Penaeus indicus is the source of this 1332-nucleotide messenger RNA. Its product is annotated as venom protease-like. The record is from RefSeq and is a predicted model, not a curated record. Gene Ontology annotation, molecular function: serine-type endopeptidase activity. Gene Ontology annotation, biological process: proteolysis. The transcript has 8 exons. Bases 19 to 1056 code for a protein of 345 amino acids. Lineage: Eukaryota; Metazoa; Arthropoda; Malacostraca; Decapoda; Penaeidae.
CACGACACUUGGGUGAGAAUGUUGCACGCUGCGGCUUCACUUGUAUUUCUGGCCGUCAUUUCAGAUGCCGGUGGUUCUAAGCAAGAAAGGUGCGAGUUCAGAAGCAGGUGCGUGGCCGUCGACUCCUGCCCUGGCAUCGACCCCCUUAUCGCCUCACCGGAUGCCCACAAUGCACGGAAAGCCCCAGGGAGAGCGCACCACAGCGGCGAAGAGCUUAAGCGAGUAUGUUGUGACCUGUCCAACAUCACAACCUCGAUGGCCACAGUUCCCAACGAGGACCCGGCGUUACCUCGCGAUUGCGGCUGGGGACAGAGAUUAAAGCGUGAAUAUCCCGGUCCUGGGGACUACCCGUGGCAAGCCCUUCUCGGAUACUCAGAUUCACCGUCAGGAGACAAAAGCCCUACUUGGGACUGCGGCGGAGCGCUCAUCACAAACCGCUACGUCCUCACAGCCGCUCACUGCGCUGCCACUGAGAGCGCAACGGGCAGAAAGCUAGUGGCCGUGCGUCUGGGCGAAUUCAACCUGACUUCAAGGAUAGAUUGUCUUUUAGGCUGGUGUAUAUUGCCUCCCGAAGACUUCUUACCCGAGGCCGUGAUCCUCCACCCUCACUACGGCACUCCUUCUCCUCGAGCCAACGACCUUGCCCUUGUAAAACUCGACAGAGAAGCUACCUUUCGAAUCGGUAUUUCCCCUGUCUGCCUACCCCCUGAGGACCUACAGCUGGAGCUCUAUUAUUAUGGUGGAUUGGAGACGCCUGGGUGGGGCACAGUGGGCUUCCAGGGACCAGCUUCCGAGGACUUGCAAGGUGGUUCCGUUUCUCUCGUGAGCCUUAGCCUGUGCAAAGGGCGCGAGGCGUUGGAGGAUGUGGUAUUCGUCGAAGGAAAGCCUACUCCCUUUGGUGACCCUUGUUUUGGAGACACGGGAGGUCCCUUAACGACGGAGUUUGGCCGUAACAUAUUGAUUGGCAUACACGCAUUUGGCAAUGUGUGUGGACUGGCUGCUUACACCAACAUCGCAAAGUACAGACCGUGGAUCAUAGAAAACGUCCGUUAUUAGAUUUAAGAGGAAAAUCAUUUGCCUGAACCUUUGACAUUUUGAUUAUUUUGAGAAAAUUUAUUUGCUGUUUUUAUUACUAUUAUUAUUGUUACUUUUACCAGCACCAUUAUUAUCAUCAUUACUAUAAUUCCAUUGAAAUAUUGCCAGAAAUGUAGUUGAAAUAAAGGGUUAUCCCCAAUAACAAUUUGAUAAUAAAAUCAUAUCAACAUUUUGGUAUUAUUCUUACAACAGUAGGUACUUUACUAUUGUCAUUUUUGGUGAUACCCGGAUACUAGA